AUGGGAGAAGUGGAGAAGAUUUCAGACGGGACGACUCAGGAAACGGCCGACGAUCAAGAUGCUCCCACAGCCUGUGGAUCGGGGGCAGUUACAGUAGAGAGAGUUGAUAUAGAUGGAUACGUCAUCAACCAUAGGGAACCAACACCCAUCAUUUGGACGCCGUUCAACAGUAAAUCAUGGCGGACUCGGUUAAAACGGGUAAAGGAUACUAUGCAAAGAAACAGCUCUGCUACAAUUGACGAGCCAUCAAGCUCAGGAGUUUCAAGAAGGUACGCGUACGCGUAUCCAUGUCAUUUUCGUUUUCCUAGUCCGGAAGUUAUCCCAAAGAUUGAGCCCCAGGAUCUUUUGGAGAUCGCUGGAAGUACAGCUCAGGCGUUCAAAGACGUCAAUGCUGCAAUAAAGAAGCAUGAAGAAGCAAAGAGUGCUUCCAGAAAAAGUAGGAAGUCUUCGUUGGCAGUCGAAACGCCGGCUCCCGUCGCAAAGCAUUCCUCCAAGAAAAGAAGCAGGGAGUGCGAGGAGAAAUCUCAGUCAAAAGAAAGUUCGCAGAAAAAUAGCCAAGAGCCGCCUAAAUCAAGAAAGGGGCCUACGAAGGAAAGGGAAAAGACGAAGUCUCCAGACAAAAAGGAAAUUAGUGGAGGAAGAUCCAGCUCGAGGAACAGUGCAAAACGAAGCGUUUCACCAUCGUCAGAGCGGUCGUUUACUGCUCAAGAUGCUGAACGAGAUGCUUCUAAGAGUCGUAAGAAAAAGUCAUCGUCGGUGAAUAUAAAGGGAUGGACCGACGAAGAAAUUUCCAAACAUUUUGAUUUGAGAGAGUUCAUUAUUGAUAUAUCAGAUUUUCCACAUAAUGAGCUCCAACCAUCGACGAGUUUUCAAGAUCAAUCUCCAAAAAAAGACACGAAUGAGUCGCUGAAGGAAGAAAUGUCGGCGAAACCAACAGAAGAGAAAGGAAAUCUAAAUGAGGAAAUUGACGAGAAUGAGAGUAGGAAACGAAAACGAUCCAAUUCAUCAUCUUCAUCGUGCUCAUGUGCAUCAUCUGCGGGAGCUGCAAAGAACAAGAACUCGUCUGACGAUUCUGGUGAUGAGCGCAAUUUACAAUCAAAGAGUAUUCUUAAGAAAAAGGCACAUGGCGAAAGGCCAUGUGUUGAGUGUGGAAGGUGGUUGGACGAUUGUAUUUUGGACUGGAAGGAUACGCUAGGACCGGCAUCGGUUUGGUGUUCUCGCGACUGCAUUGAGCGGAGAGUGGCAAAAGCUCAUGAGGUCCUACCAGAGGGCUAUGGGGCGUUAACAUUGCUACGUGGAGAUGGUCAGCUGCUAACAACUGGACCAACCUUAAUUAACCUAGCAGAGUUCAUUUUCAAGUAUCCCGAAUACGAGCCAGUGUUACCUGUGGCAAAGAAAAAGCUCACGAAGAAUGAGCAAAACGCUGAUGUGAAAAAAACGCCUAAAGUUUUAUCUAAAGAUUCUGAUCGGAUUCGUUUCAAUGUGAAAAGAGCGUUUUCCGACGCACUAAUGAAAAGGGCUAAAAUUGAUAAAGUGAAAUCCGCAAUCAAGCUGUGCAAAGACGUAGCGGAGAAUGUUGAAGCUGCUCUGUUCAAGUCUUGCCAAUCUAACCUGAAUUCACCCCGUUACAAAACUUGGACGAAGACUUUCAUAGACAAUGUGGCAGACUGCCGUAAUAAGAGCUUUUACUACCGAGUUCUAACGGGAAAUAUCUCUGUACAAAAGCUGGUCACGUUGGAGGGUGUAGACAUGCGGAAACCGGAAUAUUCAACUCCGCUUGAUGACGUGGGUGGCGAAGACGCAAAGGAAAUAGAAAACGAUGAUGCUGAUCAGCCUUCAACAUCUGAGUCGAAAGCUGAUGCUGUAAAAUCAGGUGAAUCGGAGGAUCCAACCGAAAACUCGAAGAAAAACGACGAGAGCGCUGCUGGUUCUACUGCUCCUGCUUCUGAGACGAACAUUGAAACCCGCAGUGCGUCUAGAAAAAGUAUGACUGCCACCAAAUCAUCGAAGAAAGCAGAUGUCAAAUCAGUAAAACGUCCGUCGCGGAAAUCUGAGCAGCCAAAGACUGCUUCUGCUUCGGCGAGUGUGUCGACGUUGGAUUCGUUACUCGGUGAUGGCGCAAAAGACACAACAGAACAACAUUUGAGCCAUUUUUAUGACGUCAACUGCAGCAUCUGUUUGGCGAAGCAAAAGUCACAGGCUGAACUAGAACGUAAGGAGCGAGAGGAGAAAGAGAGACAGCGAUUGGAAGAGAAGAGGUUUAGAGAGAUGCUUCCUGUGGAAAAGUGCCUUGCAUUCACAAGACAUGAACCGCUUACGCUUCUUGAUUCCGAUUAUAGAGUAGCAAUAAAGAAGCCAGCAUAUGAAGAGGCCAAACGGAUACUUAGCCCGGAAAGUACAGGUGCAGCGUGUGCAUCUGAUGAAGAAUACACUGGUUCCUAUGGUGGUGGUGCCAUUGAAGAUUCACCAAUUUUUCAAGAUACAUCCGAUGUACUCGAUGUGAAGCAUGAUCCAACGAGCUGGCGAAACUUCUCGCGGGAGUCGGCAUGGGCUAGCUCUACUAGCGUGUGGAAUGGACAAAUAUGUAUGAACAACGCAGUGAUGACCACUUCGUUUUGCUUGAUUUCGAAUCCCAUAGCCUACAGAGUGGCUUCAAGGCUCCCCCCUCUGCUUCGCAUCAGAGGACGGAUCGUACCUGUCAUCGUUUUUGAUUACGUCCAUGAAACUGUAAAAAAUGGUAUUCAUCAUGUGACGGUCUUGCGAUUGACUAGGCCAGCCGAUUUGGAGGGUGAACAGCGAUAUAUCUCAAUUUAUGAAGAUAUGGUGCGGAAAGGGCGGUAUUUUGCUGUCGACGUACCUCCAGACUCCUGUUUUAAGGACAUUUACCUUUUACCGUUAGCAGCUGGAGAAGAACCGCCAGCUUUUCUAUUACCGUUUGACGGACCGGGAAUACCAUUGCGACAUCCUUCGAUGAUAAUCUGUGUGAUUGUGAUUUACGGAGAAGGGCAACUCCAAGAUCUAGAACUUGGGUAUGGUUGGAAUCUUUUCAAAAGUUUUUCUCCAUGUUUUUAUUUGAGCCGAUGGCAGAUCUUUUAG
Haemonchus placei is the source of this 3096-nucleotide messenger RNA. The record is from the annotation of a GenBank genome assembly. Lineage: Eukaryota; Metazoa; Nematoda; Chromadorea; Rhabditida; Trichostrongylidae.